Messenger RNA from Klebsormidium nitens, 3219 nucleotides. The record is from the annotation of a GenBank genome assembly. NCBI's taxonomy places the organism in Eukaryota, Viridiplantae, Streptophyta, Klebsormidiophyceae, Klebsormidiales, Klebsormidiaceae.
GGACACUCCGAGUCUUACGCUCACGAAAGACGGAGGGUUGUUGUCGCAAGGGAGCCAUAAUGUGCCAGCUCCUUUUCAAAAUGCGCGAAACGGUAUCCUCUCUUUAGGGCAGCAAAGCAAUAAUGUCGAGCGCUGCCCUCUUCCUAAACGGUGCCGGUCAGGGGGGCCCGGCCCAAGGGGGCACAGACCUGAAAGCCCUCCUUCUGAGGGGCAUCCUUGCCACGCUGUUCCCUCCCCACCAAGUCGGCGCCGCCCCCGUCGACGCCGCUUCUCCUCAAAUUGUGCUGCAAGCCGCGUCCACAAUUGAAGCCCACCAGCUGCUGCGAGAAACUGACAAUGGGACCACCGAAACUGCCCAGAAGCAGCACCAGCGAGCAGUGGACCAAUGGGUCGACCGGCUCUCGGUCAAUCUGGGGGCGCCAGGUGGCGCGAGAUGGGCGGCCGCGUGCCUCGCGGGUCUCACCUGCAAGGAGAUUGGCGCAGAGCGGUUUCUGGCGCUGUAUCAGGGACUAGCUGGGAAGCUCGUCGCAAUGUGGAAGGAAGCGGAGGGAGCGGAAGUGGUGGGGGCAGUGCAAGCGGCUUUGAGCGAUUUGGUGGGCAGGUUGGGACAGCUGGCGGACAUGCCGGGCGUGAGGCGCGAGGGCGCCGGGGUGGUGGCUAAAAUUGUGCAGCCGUUGAUUGGGGCAUUAGGCUCGUCCCCGUCUCAAGACGCUGCCGCCGAGUCGCUCGACCUGCUCAUCGUCUCCCUGCAAAGCUUCCCCUCCCCCUUCCGGCACCACUCCGAAGCCGUCGAGACAGCUGUCAUCAAUCUCCUGCUCAGAGGCCCUUCCGACAUCACGCUACCCAACGCGCCCCCGCAAGUCACCCGCGCUGCCACAGCCCUGGCGCUCCUCCCUGUGGCGGCCGGAGACGCCGCCACCUGGAGCGCCCUGAUUCACCGGCUGCUCAUUGCCCUCAACACGCUGCUUGUGCCAACGCUGUCUGGGUUGGAAAGCCCCGCCUCGUUUGAAACGGCCGCCUCGCUUCUCCUUCCCCAGGGAUCCCCCCCUCCCCCCCCUCUCGGACGCUUUGACUGGUCCUUAUCCAACAUGCCCACCAGCCACUUAUGGCCGCCCACCGUCCCGGUGAUUACGUCAAUCCUGACAGCGACGCGAGCAAUGCUGACGUCAGCUUAUCCGGUCUCCGUCCCCAUACCCGUCGCUCCAAUCUUAGCCCUCGUCGCCCGCUUAUUGAACGUCGUUGGCACCUUAUUCGGUGCGGGCGCUUAUGACGCUCUGAGCGGGGACCGGCAAGCAGCACUUCUGGCGGAGCUGCCAAACCUGCAAAAACUCGCGCUGGAUUUGGCGGUUGCGCUUUUAGCAGGGGCUGGGACGCAUUUACUGCCGCACGGGGAGCAAUUAGCGGGUUUCGUGGGUGACGUUCUGAGGCGGACGUCAGGAGAAGUUGCUGGAAUGUCAGUGCUCAGAGUCCAAGCAUAUAGGGCGGCGGAAGAGACGCUGGCGUGCUUGGGCGCAGGCGUCUCUCUCGUUCUAGCCCCGACUCUAGUUCCCCAUGCCCUCUCCGACCUCCGCCAUGCCCACCGGUUCCUCACUCAGCCCCGGACACCGGACGCCGGCGCGCUACAUCUGUCCGAUAUUCUCCAGCCCCAGGGGGGUGGUUCGACUGGCGGCCGGAAGGGGGGGAAAAGAAGGAAAGGCGGUCGGGAUGGCUCUACCGGGGGGCCUGUGUCCGCGGAAGUGGGAGCGGAAGAGGCGUUCGAAGUGGCGGGGGGAUCCCUCCGGGCAAUCGAGAAGCUGCUCGCUGUGGGCGGGCCCUUGAUUCCCGAGAAGUGGCGGACUGAGCUCGACGCCGCAAUCUUCCACGUGGCACACCUCGCGGCAGGGGGGAUCCCCCGGGCAGGGUCCGGGGCGCUCCGCCUCGCAGCGUGCAGGGCUCUGCUAGCCUCUGUGACGUCACCCGGGAGCCACCGGCCGCCGUACUUGCCGCAAGCGCUCGCGAUCUUCCGAAGAUGCCGUUCGGAAAUUGGUACCCCGGUCGGCGCGUUCAGCACGCACGCACUGCUCGUCCUGGAACCCUUUCUACAUCCUCGUUCCUUGCCGGUCCUCAAACUGCCUGGCGGGUCUCGUUCUGGGGGGGUCCUGCCCGCUGCCGACGCAGCCCCCCGGAACGCGUUCAGUAACGACCCGUGGCAGGAGGCGGAGGCGUGGCUGGGUUACGGUGCGGGGUUCCGGCACGGGCUGGAGCAGUGUGAAUCGGCCCCAGAGGAACAGGAGACGGCCCCGGAGGAGUGUGAAAAGGCUCCCGAGGGGCGAGAACCGUCAGUGCCGCAGCGGGAGGGGGACCUUGAGACGGGGGCCGUUUCACACCACAAGCGAAGCAGGUUAGAGUCCGAUGGAGCUACCCGAGACACCGGUGCUGCGGCUCUAGAGAACCGGGGGCGCGGCGAGGCGGCCAUCGCAGAGCAGACCGGCCGUUCUGCUGACGUCACCAUGUCGGAGGCACGGGAGCACGCUGACGUCAGUACUCCAGUGGCAGGCAAGGGUUCGGGUUCCAAGGGUUUGGACAAUGGGGGCGCUGAGGCGGGGACGACGUCAGUGGACGGGAUGAAGCACGUGGCUCCGAACGAGGGCGGAGGAAAAUAUCUAGAGAAAGGUGGUAAUGAUGCUGGCAUCGGUGCUUCUGGAACGAAACGGUUGCGAGAGGAAGAGGCUGUCGAAAAGGAAGUGCGUAUGGGCGGGGAUGCGGAACCAAGGGUUGAGCCAGGGGCGAAAGAAGCUCCAAACUACUUGAGACCGGGAGACCUGGCGGUGCUGGCCGCAAAGGAAAAGGGAAAGUUGGAAGAUGAGCCCGAUUCGAAAAGUAACGCAGAGCGCGAGAGUGCGGCUGAAGCUGCGCGGAACGUUUUUGGUCUCAUGCCAAGAAAAGGAGGGGACGCUGACAGCGACUCCGAAGGUCCUUUGCCGUCCAUUGUGGACGGGGAUCCAGACGAUGAUGAUUUUAUGUAAUCCGUCAAAACCGCUAUUACUUUCAAAACGGUUCCAACCUGAGGUUGCACCGGAAAGUCAGUGUAGUCCAUGAUCCUCCAUCUGCGGGCUUGGUCAAAGAUCAUACACAAAGGUACGUGGCACCGUGUAGCACACUGGCCGGGCAGCUUCUGCUUGUGCUGGCGUGGCGAUUCCCUGCGGUUCGCGUCAUCUUCUGAGUGCGACUUGAUCCAUG